Microplitis demolitor is the source of this 3560-nucleotide messenger RNA. RefSeq names its product agrin. The record is from RefSeq and is a predicted model, not a curated record. Gene Ontology annotation, molecular function: calcium ion binding. The transcript has 10 exons. NCBI's taxonomy places the organism in Eukaryota, Metazoa, Arthropoda, Insecta, Hymenoptera, Braconidae. The coding region runs from base 1 to 3501 and encodes 1166 amino acids.
AUGAUUCCUGAAUUCUACAACAUUUUAGAGCCUGUUAUAAAAGAAGGUGAUUUAGAACUUUUAAGUGAAGUCAUUAACCAUUUUUCAAAAAAUCCUGACUGGAUGACUAUAGGAGUGGUUAUCCUCCAUGUGGCAGCAGAAAAUGAGCGUGAUGGAAUAAUUAAAUUUGUUGUUGACAAGUGUCCAGAGUUACUGAAAAGUCCGGAUUUGAGAUGCAAGUUACGAAUUUUGCUAACGUUAAUAAUGGACUUGAACGUCGAUGCCGUCGAAAUUAUUUUAAAAACUGACUUUUUAAUAGAUGAUCAUAUCAAAUUUGAUGCUGUCCUUGGUAUAGCUUAUAAUCUAUACAACUCUCCAAUAGUUAAUAACGCAGAUACCAAAAAAGAGCAAUGUGAAGAAGAAUUGAAUAGGAUGAAAAGUGAUUUAGUUGAUAAAACAACGGUUACAGCUUACGGUAUUGCAACUGCUAGCAUUAACAAGUUGGUUAAGUUUAUGUGCAAUCGUAAUUUAAAGGAAUUUAUUGUAUCAAAUAAAAGUGUUGUAAACUAUCCAAUUUAUGCAGCUACUAUCCGACAUCGGUUUGAACUCUCUCAAAAGAGACAAAAGUUGUUGAAAAUUUCGGAAUCUGUAUUCAAAUCGACUUAUGGAAAUUUACCGGAGUUACCGCCAGAGUGCAUUAGUAUAAUACUUGACAAAUGUAGUGAUAAUGAUUUGAUUAAUUUCAUUGACCGUAAUCACUAUCCGACGGUGAACACGGAUUUCCCAGUUAAAAGAUUUACAGCUGUCCAAUACACUCAACCAGCAGCAGCUAUUUCACCAUUGUCAAAGUCAACCAGGCAUCUUCUUGGUCCAGAGCCAGACCAACGUUAUUAUUACACUCAUCGUGCUCAACAAGAAACCAUUACUAUUGACCGUGAUAAUUUUAAACAUGGAGUUGCAGCUGCAUCAAGACCUACCCCAGCAACUAUUCGAGUUGUAACAGCACUUCUUGGGGAUCUCUGUACAAAUGAUAGGGACUGUACAAUUCCGAAUAGUGAAUGUUUUAAUGGACGGUGUGUUUGCUCCAAUGGAUUUGCUGAGACAAGCGAUCGACAAGAAUGUUUUGCAAAUUACAUGUCGGUAACGCCUUCUGAAGAUCUUCGCGCUUGUGUUUCUAAUCCAUGUCACUCAUCAGCAACUUGUAUUGACUUACCAAGUUCAACAUUUGUUUGCAUUUGUAAUUCAAAUUACACGGGUUUAUUAUGUGAUGAAGAAAUAAAUAAACGAGAAUAUGAUAUACCUUCUUUCGAUGGUAAAAGUUAUGUGAGAAUGAGUAGACUAAAAGCAUAUCAUAAAUUUAGUAUUGAAGUUGAGUUUAAAACUUAUGCUGACAACGGAAUAAUUCUAUACAACCAACAGAAGAAUGAUGGUAGUGGAGAUUUUGUUUCACUUGCUAUUGUUGAUGGAUACGUACAAUUUCGUUAUAACCUUGGAAAUGGACCAGUAAUACUAACAUCACCGGAGAGAGUUACUAUGAAAAACUUUCAUCGUAUAUCAGCUAAAAGAUAUCACAAAGAUGGUGUUUUAAUUUAUAACGACGGUGAAGAUAUUGCCGGUCAAAGUCAAGGAAUGCUUAAAUCAUUAGAUCUCAAUCAAGAUACAUUUAUUGGCAACAUACCAACAAAUUACACUAGAGUAUACGACAACAUUGGGACCAGUCACGGAUUUUUGGGUUGCAUUCGUAAGCUGAAGAUCAAUAGAUUUACAGUUGACCUUCAUAUUGGAAAAGAUAAAGAUGUUUUAGAGACAUAUCGUGUUAAGCAGUGUCAUGAUAAUGCAUGCGCUAAUUUGCCUUGUAAAAAUGGUGCUACUUGUCAGCCAAUAUUCGAAGAAGAUCUUUGCAAUAAUAGAGAAUGCAAAUCAAAUACAAAACGAAGUAAUAAAACAAAGAAGAAAAGAAAUUAUAAUGAUGGAAUUAAAUUUGUCAAAUGUAAAGGCUCUCAUUGCAGCGAUUUAAAAUCUAAACCGAAAUCAAAGAGAUCUAAAAAAUAUUCGAAAAAACGAUGCGCUACUGUGGAUUGUAAUUAUGAUUAUGAUUUAGAUUAUGACGCUUCUUAUGAACAUGAUAAUUAUGCAGUAACAACUUACGAACCACCAACGUAUAAAUGUAUUUGCCCUCCUCAAUUUACUGGACCUAAUUGUGAAGAAUCAUUAGAUCCUUGUUUAGGCGAACCCUGUCAAAAUGGAGCUACUUGUGAUAUUCUUCCACAAGGCGGAUAUGUUUGUAAAUGUCCGCCAGGAAGAACGGGAGAUCAUUGUGAAAUAUUAGAUGCCGAAUUAACUGAAUUUUUAAUUCCUCAGUUUAAUGGUGAUGGGUUCCUUGAACUUUCAUGUCUUGAAGGAGUCUCAAAAGCAUUUUCAAUUGAACUAUGGUUUCUUACGCGAGCUACAGAUGGUCUACUACUUUACAAUGGGCAACUUAACAAUGGUCGUGGAGAUUUUAUUAGUCUUAACUUAGCUAAUGGCAAAUUGGAGUUUAAAUUUAAUCUAGGCAGUGGUAUAGCUAAUAUUACAUCUCCUGAUUCCGUGAGUCUUAAUACUUGGCAUUGUGUUAGAAUCAGUAGACUUGGUAGAGAAGGACUUCUGCAGUUAGAUGAAGGCACUAUUGCACGAGGCUUUUCCGGUAGUCCUCUCACUGAAUUGAAUUUAGAGAUGCCUCUUUAUAUUGGUGGCGUUAAACAUUGGCGAGAAAUUCAUCGUCUGGAAAGUGCCUGGACUGGGCUCACAGGCGCGAUACAAAGAUUAAUGGUCAAUGGUAAGACUUACCAGAAUCUAGCAGUUAAUUUCACUCAACACAAUACUGAAAUAUAUGAUGGGUUGCCGUGUCCCGCUGAUGGCAAUCCUUGUCACAAUGGUGGAGUCUGUUUGCCGUUAUUAAAUAGUUACCUUUGUAAAUGUGCAAGCAGUUACAGUGGUCUCCAUUGUGAAUUUUUCAUGGGAUAUGAUGUAUCUGGUGGAGAAAUAGCUGAACGACCAGUAAGAUUUAACGGGGACAAUUACCUACAGUUUAAACAUCGUUAUGGCAGAAGAUACAAAGGACAGCAAUCAAAUAAAUUUGAAUUGAGUCUACGAACCGUUAAUCCGGAUGGAAUGAUAGCAUGGAUUGGACGCGGAAAAAUAGAAAAUCUGGUACUAUCUCUACAGGAUGGAUAUGUUGUCUUCACGUACAAAGGAAAAAAAGAUGAAAUAUCUAUAAAAAGCCGAAAAAAAGUUAACGAUGGUAUUUUUCAUCACAUCAAAGCUGCUCGUCGAAGAAAGGCAACCGUAAUCCAGGUUGAUGACGAAAUUCCCAUAAAAGUUGCCACGGAAAUAUCUCUUCUAACAACCAAUGGGAAAUUAUUUGUUGGUGGGAAGCCUGGUCAUAAAGGAAUCAAGGGUUGCGUGACUGACUUUAUCGUCGAUAAAAGAAGACUACCUUUGGCAAGACGGAAGAUUGAAUUUUGCCACGAUAAUGACGUAUGAUAGUGAACUACCGAUUCUAUAGAUAUUUACAAUAUCAAAAUCCUGAUAUUUUAAAAUAA